GCAAGGUGCUGGUUAUUGUGACGGAAGGGGAGAGUCGGGAUGGGUGAUGAAAAGAAAACAGCGUCUAAGAAGGGAGCUAAAAAAGUCGUCAACAAGGCAGCGACCAAAAGCGGUAAGAAGCGGAAGCGAUCCAGGAAGGAGAGCUACUCCAUAUACGUUUACAAGGUGAUGAAGCAGGUCCACCCAGACACCGGCAUCUCCUCCAAGGCCAUGAGCAUCAUGAACUCGUUCGUCAACGACAUCUUCGAGCGCAUCGCCGGCGAGGCUUCCCGCCUGGCCCACUACAACAAGCGGCAGACCAUCAGCUCCCGGGAGAUCCAGACCGCCGUGCGCCUGCUGCUGCCCGGGGAGCUGGCCAAGCACGCCGUGUCGGAGGGCACCAAGGCGGUGACCAAGUAUACCAGCUCCAAAUAAAACCCUUCCAUGUACUAAACUGAAAUGAUAAUAAACAGAACAAAAAAAAAGCGGGCUCUUAUAAGAGCCGUUCAA
Carcharodon carcharias (great white shark) is the source of this 489-nucleotide messenger RNA. RefSeq names its product histone H2B-like. Gene Ontology annotation, molecular function: structural constituent of chromatin; DNA binding; protein heterodimerization activity. The transcript has a single exon. NCBI's taxonomy places the organism in Eukaryota, Metazoa, Chordata, Chondrichthyes, Lamniformes, Lamnidae. The coding region runs from base 40 to 414 and encodes 124 amino acids. The record is from RefSeq and is a predicted model, not a curated record. Gene Ontology annotation, cellular component: nucleosome.